Molecule: messenger RNA, 1992 nt
Organism: Symbiodinium sp. CCMP2592
Lineage: Eukaryota; Dinophyceae; Suessiales; Symbiodiniaceae
Source: the annotation of a GenBank genome assembly
AUGCAGCUUCGCUCCACGGCAAAUGCCUCCUUGCUGGGGCUGCUGGGCAGCCAUGGCACACCAGAGGGCCUGGAGCAGAUGAAAGCGAGCAUCCGCAGCAUGGCCGCGAGUCGUUUGAACGGCAGCGCCUCCCCCUUCAACAUGAGUCAAUCCUCGGUGGUCCCACUCCUCGAAGCAAUCCAAGAAAACAUGAACGUUCUCAUCGAGGAUAUCCGGGCCUCUGCGCAGAGCGACAGGGAUGACCUUGAGCUGGCGGGGCAGGCUUUUGGGCAAUGCAACACGGACCUUGCCAACCGCCCACCGAUCACCGUCACCACACUCCCUCCCACUGUGAUUGCGGCAGGGGACGCCCACGACACGUGCCGGGAUGAAGAGGCAAACAAGAAACAGGCUCGGGAUGAUGCACUGGCUGCGUUUCGGGUGGGCAUGCAAAAUCUCCAGGCGAGUAGGACUGGAGCGUUGGUGGACUGCCUCGGAAAGUUGGCAGAGACUCCGAUCCCUUACAUUGAACCGCUGGAUGGCGACGAGGCGCUGGACUGCGCCAACCCAGUCCAGCAGUGGCUGUUCGAUUUUUCCGAAGAUGUGACGGACAAAAAUGCGGCCUACAAGGAUGCGGAGGCGGCUUACGCGCCCCAGAAGUCCGAGUGCGACGAGAGGCAGCACUUUCUGGAAAGCCGUUUCUGCACCUUUCGCGGCCAGCUGAUGGUGAGCUGUGCGGCUCUGAACCAGUGCUUCACCGACGCCCAGAACUCCCUCACCGCCCUGUGGACCAUCGUGCAGCAGUCCAUCGCCAGAAGGCUUGUGGCCUUCAAGUCAGCUUCGCAGGUGAAGUGCUAUAUCAACAUCUUGCAACAGGAUACCCUGACCGAGGCCGCGCUGAACGACUGCGACACCAACCAGCCGGACUCCACAACCCUGACGGUGACGCAGCCGGCGCCGGCAUCGCAGGAGACCUGCGACACAACGCUGGUGGAUGAGCACCCAUGCACGCCGUCGUGGAUCAACACGUACUACACGAGCAAAGAUUGGCACGGCAACGUCGAACAGGAACUUCAAGUUCAAGAUGGGAGUACUUCUCCAAUCGCGCUCGAUGCCUUCGCGUUCGCGGCACACGACUCGGAGCCGAAGGCCUUCCUCUAUGGUGGCCGGGACACCUACCCUACCUACCAUACGGCCAUGUGGACGCUCACAUUGGAUGCGGCAACAUCCUCAGUGCAGUGGACGUCAAGCUCAGUGACGGCAGGCGGCCCGGGAGAUAAAUGGGGAUCUACGGCCGUGUGGACCGGUGAGAGUGUGCUAGUUUUCGGUGGCCGUCAAGGAGCGUCCGAGGACAUCUCCAACCACCUGUAUGAAUUUAUCCCGGGCUCCCCCGACACCUGGAGCGAAGUUCCACCUGCCAGUUCUGGGCUUAAGAGGUGGCUCCACACGGCAGUCUGGAAGCCAGACACCAAGACCAUGCUGGUGUUUGGUGGAAGCAGCACCACAAGCGAUGGAGACGUCUCAAAUUCCGUUUCCAAGUACACUUGGAGGGGCUUGGCGAGCGGAUCAUGGUUGGACGGGGUGGUCCCCGGCACCGCCCCUGCAGCCCGGCAAGGUCAUGGGGCUGUUUGGGCCGGCGGGACCUUGUCCAAGAUGCUGAUCUUCGGGGGUCGGGGUGCCGGCAUCAUGAACGAUCUAUGGGCCUUUAGCCCAACGGACGAUUCAUGGGAGGAGCUGAUCCCGAGCGAUGCUGCCGGCUCACCCCCGACAAGGUAUGCCAUGUCAGCUGUGUGGGCUGACUCCCUUAACGCCAUGGUGGUGUUUGGAGGACAAAGCAAUGGCGCCCCUGUAAACGACCUUUGGCAAUACACGACCGCAGCGGGUUGGGAAAUGCUAAUUGCAGACCCCAAGCCCUCGCAACGCCGCCUUGCAGGAGCUGUCUGGGCCAUGGUAAUCUUCGGUGGCACCCACGUCUCGGUACGCCUCGGCGACGCCUGGCAGUUGCAGCUGUAG